Molecule: messenger RNA, 2543 nt
Organism: Amphiprion ocellaris (clown anemonefish)
Lineage: Eukaryota; Metazoa; Chordata; Actinopteri; Pomacentridae
Product: alpha-1A adrenergic receptor-like
Exons: 2
Coding region: 348-1865 (505 amino acids)
Biological process (GO): cell-cell signaling; regulation of cardiac muscle contraction; phospholipase C-activating G protein-coupled receptor signaling pathway
Cellular component (GO): membrane
Molecular function (GO): alpha1-adrenergic receptor activity
Source: RefSeq, a predicted model, not a curated record
UCAUGCGCACUUCAUAGACUGGUGUUUAGGUAUGGUUGGUCAGAGCAUGGCAGAGAUGUGCGUGGAGGAGAGGAGGCAGGAGGUGACUGCUGCUCCCCUCACUUCUCCGCUGAGCCUUCAGGAGAGUGGAGGCAGAGGGAGAUGCAUGAGGACUGAACGGCUGCACGAUAAACAGGUUUGUCUGAUCAAAAACAUCAGCUCUGCUUUGGACACGAACUUGCAAACGCGCAGUUCAACCAUGCGGACAUAAGGCCGGUUCGACAGUUUGUUUGGGUUUAGUUCAGCGCUUUCUUGGGUUGCGGUUACAAGUGAUCUGACGCCUGCUAUGGAGGACUUGGUGAGUCAAAAUGAGUCUGAGCACUGACAAUGUCACAAACUUAUGGAAAAAUGGUUCCUCGGAACUGGACGCGGCGUCUUCCCAGGUCAACUUCACCAACAGCUCAGGGAGGAACCACACUGAGCCCAGCGAGGUGGACCUCACCAGAGCCAUCCCGCUCGGCUUGGUUCUGGGGGCUUUCAUCGUGUUUGCCAUCGCGGGCAACAUCCUCGUCAUUCUCUCCGUGGUGUGCAACAGGCACCUGCGGACACCGACCAACUACUUCAUCAUCAACCUGGCCAUCGCCGACCUGCUGCUGGGCACCACGGUGCUGCCGGUGUCCGCCACUCUGGAGAUCCUAGACUACUGGGUGUUCGGCAGGAUCUUUUGUGACAUCUGGGCGGCGGUGGACGUGCUGUGCUGCACCGCGUCCAUCAUGAGCCUGUGCGUAAUAUCCAUCGACCGCUACAUCGGAGUGAGCCACCCGCUGCAGUACCCCGGGAUCGUGACGGAGAAGCGGGCUCUGCUGGCCAUGCUGGGGGUCUGGGUGCUGUCGGUGGUCAUCUCCAUCGGACCUCUGUUCGGGUGGAAGCAGCCGCCGUCGCCGGACGACACGGAGUGCCCCAUCACCGAGGAGCCCUUUUACGCGCUCUUCUCCUCCCUCGGCUCCUUCUACAUCCCGCUCGUUGUUAUUCUAGCCAUGUACUGCCGCGUGUACAUCGUCGCCAAACGGACCACUAAGAACCUGGAGGCAGGUGUGAUGCGUGAGAGGAUGAACUCCAGCGAGCUGACCCUCAGGAUCCACAAGGGGUCUCAGGUCAACGAGGAUUCCGGCAGUUCGAGCACAGGCAAGGGCCGAGCGCACCAGGCGAGAAGUUCUCUGACGGUGAAACUUCUGAAAUUCUCCCGGGAGAAGAAAGCGGCUAAAACUUUGGGAGUUGUGGUCGGCAUGUUUACCCUCUGCUGGCUGCCCUUCUUCCUCGCCUUACCCAUAGGGUCUUUUAAUGUGAACCUGCGCCCACCAGAUCUCCUCUUCAAAGUCAUCUUCUGGCUUGGCUACUUCAACAGCUGUCUGAACCCCAUCAUCUACCCCUGCUACAACCGCGAGUUCAAGGUGGCCUUCAUCCGUAUCUUACGGUGCCAGUGUCACCAGCGCAAACGUCCCGGCUGGAGAGCCUACAACUACCGGUCCUCUAACUUCAGCUCCUCUGUGAACUCACGCAAAAGCUCCACAGAUCACAACUCCAGCUGCAUGAAUGGAAGCCAGCGUACCCUGCCGUCCUCAGCCAGUCCGAGCCCCAGCUACCUGAGCAAGGGUCUGCCGCCUUGUCCGGAGGGGGAAACGUUAUACACCUGGGGAACCACAACUCCGACUCCCUCCACACCAAACCUGCUACCCGGCAGCCCUGCAGACUGCCAGCAGGUAGCUCUGAAAGGAGGGAGAUCAGUUGAGGAGGCCACUGGAGGUGUUUUCUCUUUCUCCUUUGGGAGGAACAAAGACAAGGGAGGGUCCAACAAAGACAGCAUCGUGCAUGAUGAGAAGGUGUGACUGUAGUGUCUUAAUAAGCUGUGACUUACUGGUUCAGGAUUACGGUCACAAACAGAGUGUGGAUGCAGGAUUCACAGCUCUCAUUGUACAUGGUCCCAUGAUCAUUUAUCAGUCAGUGGACUCUGUCAUCAGUGCUCAAUGUGAGAUGAAGAUAUGUUGAGUAUGCUGCUGUAUUACAGAUAUUGUGUUCUACGUUACUGCAUCUGUGACUGACAUAAACAGGAAGGUUUUCUUCUAAUGGACAGUAAUGGGUUCAAGAGAGUUAAUCAAAAUCGCUGUUUGCUGCCUUCCUUGGAGUGUAAAGAAACCUGUGCAUGCGUUUUGAUUUAUCUAAAGACAAACGUGAAGGAAAAGAGGCCUCAUUUCAAACAAGAUCCCCUUUCAAAACAUUCUUCCCUUCACCCUUUUCAGUUUAGAAACUCCAGGUCUGCCUUGUAAAAAGCCUGAACGUGACAAAGAACCUGACACGUGUAACAAAAAAAAAAAAAAAGUGUGAUAUGACAAAUGAUCACCUUUCUGUUGCAGUCACUUGGUGUCUUCAUGGUAUAUUGUGAAAAAUAAAGUAUAACCUGUUUUAUCUGCUGUGCGCACAAUCAUCAGAUAUCUUGUUUGUAUGUUUGUAGAAAUGUGAUGGAGAAAUAAAAUUAGAACGCUGCUCAAAUGCUGCUUGAAGGCAAA